Molecule: messenger RNA, 1207 nt
Organism: Helianthus annuus (common sunflower)
Lineage: Eukaryota; Viridiplantae; Streptophyta; Magnoliopsida; Asterales; Asteraceae
Product: KHG/KDPG aldolase
Exons: 11
Coding region: 35-823 (262 amino acids)
Molecular function (GO): lyase activity
Source: RefSeq, a predicted model, not a curated record
UUCAUCAUUCUGGGAUACAUUUUUGGAUAAUAUUAUGUCACCGCUACUACUACCCAAAUUCUCCACACCAUCUUCUUCUUUCAAUUUUGUACCACCACCGCCACCGGUAACCAUUCGGCCACCGGCCCUCCGUUGCUGCCAUUCUCCACCAUCCAUCUCCACCCCUGAAGCAACCUUAACUAACAUUCUAAACUCUGGCGUCAUUGCUUGUCUUCGCGCCCAAAGCCCGGAUGUUGCCUUAGAAGCUGCCCGAGCUGCAAUUACCGCUGGAAUCUCGGUGUUGGAGAUUGUGGUUUCUACUCCAGGUGUGUUUGAGGUUUUACAUCAAUUGGUGCAAGAAUUUCCAACCACAACUCUAGGAGUUGGCACUGUUUUGAAUACCAAGGAUGCUGAAAAUGCCAAAAACGCUGGAGCAAAGUUCAUCAUGAGUCCUGCAAUUGUAAAGGGUAUUCUGGAUCAAGACAGUGAUGACUUGCUUUACAUACCUGGUGUGAUGACCCCGACAGAAAUAUUGUCAUCAUAUAAUGCUGGUGCCAAAAUUGUGAAGGUAUAUCCCGUUUCAGCAAUCGGUGGUGUUCAGUACAUUGCAACACUAAAGAAACCUUUUCCUCAUAUUCCGAUGGUUGCAUCUCAAGGAAUAACAACUGAUUCAGUGGGUGCGUAUAUCGAUGGGGGAGCAUCAGCAGUAGUCUUAUCUGAUGCGAUAUUUGACAAAAAGGCGAUUUCUCAAAGGAAUUUCACUGCAAUAUAUCGUCUUGCCCAACUUGCAGCUUUGCAAGGCGAUGCAGCUGUAAAGAGGAAGGAAAAGAUCUACCCCGGCUAAUUUUAUGGAAACAUGUGUCUUUUGAUCCGUCUGAAAAACCUCAGCAGAAAUGAGAUAUGGCGAGGUGAUGUGCAUAAGAACGCACACACCUCUGGGAUCCCAUGAAAAUGAAUAUUCAUAGUUUAUAAAUGCAAGAAAGCCUCCUUCAUGCUGAUGGUUUUCUUUUGUUUUGCACUCAUUUGGUUUAUUAGUUAUCACCAAGUUUCACAUAUAUCAAGAUUGUAGAGAUGCCAGUAAUACGCAGUGAUGUUCAUUAUGCUCUUGUAUCUCGUGCUUUGAAUGUGAUAAUAUUGCUUUGAAUGUGAUGCGUAUCACUUCUUUAUAAAAAAGAUACACUUGUAUUUAGUGCUUUGAAUGUAAUACAUAAGGCAGUUAAUUCGUUCU